AUGGACUUGAAUAAUCUCUCCGACAAUGAACUUCGCCAGCAACUAAUUGCUUUGGGGCAGUCUGUCGGACCACUGACACCAUCAACAAGAACUUUUUAUGUAAAAAAGCUGAAGAAUUUGUUGCGGAAGCAAGGUAAUGCGCCCAUAAACUCACCAACGCAAUUCCUUUGGAAGUACAAGCUUAACAUUUUGAACAUCUUGACAGCUCGGUGUGCGCAAAUCAUUGCAGGAUCCGAAUUCUUUCAGGAGACAUGUUCUUUCGCCUUCAAGCCAUAUAAUGAUGGUUCUUCUCAAAAUUCAUGUAUCGAACCACCCAUAAGGAUGGAUGACAGAGCCCCCACAUCAACUAGAAAACGUCGCCUUGUAAACCGCGUAACUAAAGCAAAUCAGGACCAGGCCCUGUGCAAUACAUUUAUCAUUCCGCGGAUCCCUUUAAGUCAAGUCGACGAUCUGGAUAGCACGCUGCUGGGUGAAGGGACAUUCGGUCGCGUAAUCAAAUGUAAAUACCUCGAUAACAGUGACUUACAGUGGAAAGACGUCGCCAUAAAGUACGCAAGUUCUGCUUAUCGUCGCUGUGCCUUAGUUCGAGAAGCCAAGAUCUUUUAUACCUAUUUGAAAACUCACAAAAACUGCAUAAAAUUCUUCGGGCUCCACAAUUCUCCUCUAAAUGGUAUGGGCAUAGUUAUGGAAUUGAUGGAUUGCAGUCUUGCAUGGCUUAUUUCGAAGCAGUCUAUCAAAUACGAAGUUGAUCACGCUAUUUCUUGGCUAUAUCAAUUGUCAGAUGCAAUGAGUUUUUUUCACAGUAAGGAGCAAGUUCAUAGAGAUUUGAAGCUACAAAAUCUUCUUCUUUGCAAUGGUUUUCAUACCUUGAAAGUCUGUGAUUUUGGCACUUACACUACUUUGCACGAUUCAAUGACUAUGGAAAAAGGAACACUUAUUACAAUGGCUCCUGAAGUUAUUCGAGCUUCCAAAUACUACGAUGAAAAGUGUGACAUUUACAGUUUUGGCAUCAUCAUGUGGCAAAUAAUCGCUAGGCGGCUUUCUCCGUAUCAACAGGAACGUUAUUAUGUGAUUUUAAAUGUGGCGGAAAACAUACUGCGACCACCGGAACUUUCUUGUGAUCCUCUGCUUUCACGAUUUUACAAAGCAUGCUGGGAUGAUGACCCAGAUGUGCGCCCCAAUAGUGAGCAAGUGAAGCAGUAUUUUGCCGUUUUGAAAAAAGCUUUUCCAAAUGGCAACUAUGAUCUCACUGAUACCAGCACAAAUAGGCCCGCGGUAGGCCCCCGUAGCAUGGAGAAUGUGUGCCCAAAUCCAGAGAACAUUGGCGCGGGUGAUGUAAAAGGGACCCAAAAUGAGAAUACGGCACGUGAUCCUCCUGUUGGGUUUUUGCGACCAUAUCUGCGAUACCUUGAUCGAAGAAGAAAUCCGUGGGAUCCACAAGAUCCUUUUCUUCUCAAUCCCGUCCUUUUUGUGCAGCGGCUUUUUUCUACCAUGGAGUGGUGUGUCUGCAAAAUCAAAGGUUUCUGUAAUUGUCGAACAAGUAGCCAGGACUGUGAUGUCAGAAUCUUGCACGCGCAAGUGGUCGGCAUUACAGACUACACGUUCCCAGCGCGGUGCACGUCCAGGCUAGGCGGCUGCGCGGUACCCGAGCCGCUGAAGUCGGGCUCAUCCAGAGAGACUCCAGAAGAUAUGUUAUAA
This is a messenger RNA of Cylicocyclus nassatus, 1698 nucleotides long. The record is from the annotation of a GenBank genome assembly. NCBI's taxonomy places the organism in Eukaryota, Metazoa, Nematoda, Chromadorea, Rhabditida, Strongylidae.